This is a messenger RNA of Bipolaris zeicola 26-R-13, 2088 nucleotides long. RefSeq lists its product as uncharacterized. The coding region runs from base 1 to 2088 and encodes 695 amino acids. The record is from RefSeq and is a predicted model, not a curated record. Gene Ontology annotation, biological process: aspartyl-tRNA aminoacylation. Gene Ontology annotation, molecular function: ATP binding; aspartate-tRNA ligase activity. The transcript is spliced from 4 exons. Gene Ontology annotation, cellular component: mitochondrion; cytoplasm. Lineage: Eukaryota; Fungi; Ascomycota; Dothideomycetes; Pleosporales; Pleosporaceae.
AUGAGUCUCCUACAUGCAUCGAAGCAUGUAGCAAAUCGGGGUGCAUGCUUGCGCAAUUCCUAUGUGGAAAUAUCCCGUUUCUUCAGACCACGCCAUCACGAGAUCACGGCGAAUCGAGUAACAUCGGGGUUGCCAAUCUCGAUCCGAUGCCUUCAGACGUUGCAGCCGACUCAAGAGAAUUUUUCACCGGAUGAGAAACUCAGAAAGACGCUCGAUGACUUCAAGGCGACCAUCCGGUCCUCAUGGGAGAAACUUGAUAAUGCGUGGAACGACGGGCAACUAAUUGACCACGAGAUUGGUCAAGAAAUUGAAAUUUUUGGGUAUAUGAGUACUCGACGAGAUGUCAGCAGCAAGCUCUCGUUCACUAUGCUUCGCAAUAAGAACCAGACGUCUUGUAUUCAGUUAGUCUCCAGCUCGAACAAUCCGGAAGGAGAACAAGCCGAAGCACAUGCUCGCCUCCGUUUAUUGAAAGAGUGGACUCCAGUCAUUGUAAGAGGCACGCUCGCCGAGCGCCGACCAGCAAAAGACGAUCACUUCCUCGGCAUGAAGUUGGUCACUACUCGGGAAAUCGCUGUAACACGCGUAGAGCCACUCAAUGAAAUUCCUAACGACAUAAUCAUUAAGAAUGACACAGUUUUUGGACCAGACCAGCGGCAUUUGCAGCUUCGCACAGAUUCGGAGCUACGUUCUAACAUCCUUCUGAGAUCAAAGGCCAUGGCUAGAGCAAGACUGAGUUUGAUUGAAGUUGAUUGGAAAGAGAUUGAAACGCCUAUUCUUUUCAAGUCGACACCCGAGGGUGCGCGAGAAUUUCUUGUACCAACACGUCAAAAGGGCCUUGCAUAUGCAUUGCCGCAAAGUCCUCAGCAAUACAAGCAGAUUCUCAUGGCUUCUGGAUUUACGAAGUACUUCCAAUUUGCCCGAUGCUUCCGCGACGAAGAUCUCAGGGCUGAUAGACAGCCCGAGUUCACGCAGCUUGAUAUGGAAAUGUCUUUUGCAGACGAAGAAGAUGUCAUGAGAGAGACAGAGAGGCUGCUAAGGAAACUCUGGCAGCGCGUGCUUAACCUGAAGACUCCUGAGACAUUCCCACGAAUGACGUAUCACGACGCAAUGGCAUUGUAUGGAUCCGACAAACCAGAUCUACGCUACGAGUCCAAGAUACACAACAUCACGCAACAUCUGACAUCCGACCUAAUCAGCAAAAUUACUCCGCUUGAGAAUCCAACCGUCGACGCUAUCAAGAUCUCCAUAUCCGAAGACCCAAAAAUAACCCGCAAAUUCAUCGCCAACUUCCUCGACAGCCCAGACGGCAAACCCUAUCUCGACAACCCCGACGGACAACCCGGCGUCUUCAUCGGCGACCAUUCCAAACCAAUGAACGGUCUCGGUCCCCUAGGCCACGAAUUCUCCAUGGAAGGACCCCAAACCCUCAUCCCCGACCACGGCGACCUCCUCAUCCUGCAAGCCCGCCCUGCCGUCCCCUUCUCGGGUGGCUCCACCUCCCUAGGAAACCUGCGACUAACCCUUCACAAAGCAGCCAUCGCUCAAGGCCUCGUCGGUGCCCCCGCCAAAGACGACUUCCGCUUCCUCUGGAUAACAGAUUUCCCACUUUUCACUCCCUCCAGCGACUCCGAACCAGGCCAAGGCGGCACUUCCGGCUUCUCAUCUACCCACCACCCCUUCACCGCCCCGAAAACACCAGAAGACGUCGAUCUCCUCCUUACUUCUCCCUCGGCCGCUACAGCAGCACACUACGACAUUGUCGUCAACGGCGUCGAGCUUGGUGGUGGCAGCCGCCGCAUUCACUCUGCUCCCAUGCAAGAAUUCAUCUUCCGCGAUAUACUCCAGAUGGCGCCCGAGCGUAUCGAGGAUUUCAGACACCUGCUCGAUGUCCUGCGUAGCGGGUGUCCGCCGCAUGCGGGAAUCGCGCUGGGAUGGGAUCGCCUGAUGGCGAUGAUGUGUGGGCGGGAGAGCGUAAGAGAUGUUAUUGCUUUCCCGAAGAGCGGGCGGGGCGAGGAUUUGUUGGUUAAGAGUCCGAAUGCGGUUACGAAGGAGCAGUUGGGGGUGUAUGGGCUGAGGGUUGAGGAGUAG